Messenger RNA from Pseudomyrmex gracilis, 12705 nucleotides. Its product is annotated as DNA-dependent protein kinase catalytic subunit-like. Gene Ontology annotation, biological process: double-strand break repair via nonhomologous end joining; telomere maintenance; intrinsic apoptotic signaling pathway in response to DNA damage. The record is from RefSeq and is a predicted model, not a curated record. Gene Ontology annotation, cellular component: nucleus. Gene Ontology annotation, molecular function: DNA-dependent protein kinase activity; protein binding. Lineage: Eukaryota; Metazoa; Arthropoda; Insecta; Hymenoptera; Formicidae. The coding region runs from base 184 to 11967 and encodes 3927 amino acids. The transcript is spliced from 15 exons.
UUUUCUGUGAUAUUAAUAUUUUCAGAAUGAUUCGAGCUCCUCGAUUGUCUGAAAAAAAUCACGUUUGAUCAUUUUGACAACAGGAAUAUGUGUUAACAAUACACACAGCUGCAUGACACUAACCCAACCCAACCCUAACCCACGUUCGAUGCAUUUCAAACUCGAACACAGAAAAGCAAAACAAUGAAUUCUCACGAAGAAUUUUUGGAAUUAUUUAAGUGCGCUAUAUCCAGGAGAGAAUAUAUUACUUUGGCGAGUCACUUGGAGGACAAUUGGAAGCUUCUCACAAUUGUUUCAACCGAACAUUGUGAAUCUAUUGUAAGUACUAUAUUUGACCCAAAAGACGGCUUGUUGUAUUUUCUGAACGAUGAGUUUGAAAAUCGAUCUUCGAGUAAAAAUCCACAUGUUGAUAACGCGCUUAAACAUGGAUUUGCCUUUCUUGAGUUUUGUAUCAAGAAUUUCCACAAGACUUCCUGCUUUCCGCGAUAUAUCAACAAGAUUAAGGAUGUUUGUAUGUCAGGUCUGACUAAAAAGACUACUCAAUAUAUCUUCAAAAAUGCUUGCAAAGCCUUUGCAACAUUAAUUGAAUUAUUUGGGAAUGACGAGCAUUUAGAGCUGACUGAGACAGUCGAGCAUUUUGCAUGUAACUUUUACAUAUACGACCUGAAAGAAAGAAGAUGGAUAUUUUUUGUACUUGGUAAAAUAAUUAAACACAAAAGCGAUAUAGAUCUGCCAUCAAAAUGUAAAACAACUAUUUUUCAACAAUUGUAUUGCGAUGCCUUUCAAGAGCAUAAACUUCAAGAUGUUCCACCCAUGGAGUUUCAUAAAUAUUUCGAUGUCCUUUUGGAUAUAUUGAACAAUAAUAAUUUCCAACCACCGGACAAGAUGAGAGAGAGAUUGUUUUCUGUGUCAUAUGAGUGGAUAAAGCAUCUCAGUCGACAAAAUAAUCAGGAACACGGCAAAAUGGCAAAGGAGUCGGGGAUUACGCUCCUAAGUAGUCAUGUAGAAUUUUUUCAGAGAUUAGUAUAUAAUGAUUACAAACACUGGUACGACGUUCUUAGGCGCUUAUCGCGCGAGAACAGACUCAGUUCCGCUAUUACUGGACAGCGAGCUUUGAAAACAUUUUAUCGAGUUAUCGGACGGAUUCUUACGGAGCAAAAUAUUCCUCAGAACAAAAGUAUAUUAUUGUAUUUUCAGCAGGAGUUUCAGACGGUACUGAAGGACACUAAUUUAGAUUCAAUUACGUUACAACUUACUAUUUACGGAUUCAGUCAGAUGGCUGCGCCAUGCAGAAUGUAUUUCGGUGAGAGCAACGUCAGAGAAAUGUAUUCGAUGAUAACCAGCUAUGUGCUACCUCUUUGUUUCAACGAACAAAGUAGCGUAGAAAACAUAGAGAAGAUAUGUCAUUAUCAGGAAGAACUGUCUGCAAUACUUUGUGAGAUAUCCGACGUUACGAGUGAAAAAAUUAACGUUCUUGUAAAAGUUAGUAUCUGCACAAUCAAGAGAUUUCCCGAGGUAGAUAAUAGAAUUGUCGUUUCAUCAUUGAUUAAAACUAUUUGCAAACUCGGAAGUAUCAAUAAAAAUCUGCUGCAGCGAUAUCUCAAUGAUAUAAUUUCUGAUGGCAUCGCGUGGAGCUGUUCUCACACAUUGGCAGUCGAUGCGGAGUUACAACGCGAACUGAACAAUUUAGAACAGACGCCGAUAUGUUACAAAAAUUAUUUGCCAUUGUGGACAACAUUGCUGGACGCCGAAAAGUUCGAUCACAGGCAGGACCUUGUUCAACUUGUCGCGAACACUCUGAUGGAUGUGUGCGUCAAUUAUAUCGAUCGAUUGGAUCUACGCGUGAAGCAAACGGAAGAGCAUACCGCUCUAUCCGACGUGGCUCUCACCCACAGCGCCGUGAAUCAAACGGAUUUCCGUGUGUUUACAAAUCUCGUGGACCUUUACGUUGAUGUAAUCGACAAAUCCGAGCCUUCGUUGUUUAUCAAUAUGGUGCACAAAUUUCUUCACGAAAUCGUGCGAUUCUCGCAUAAAUAUCCGCUGAUAUCCGGCUUCUACAGCCUGGCUCGAGUUGGCAUGAAGAUUUUCACCGCUUGCGUAUCGGAAGAGGAAGAAGAAGAAGAAGAGAAAAGAAACGAAAGGACGUGGCAAACGCGAGAGCUUCUGUCUAAUUACGUGAUACACACUCUCGACAUGAUCCCCGCGUUUUCCAACAUACAAUUGUUGGCCGCGUGUCUCCAUUUGAUUCUGAACGCGCCUCUAACGUACGUCGAGAACGUGCUUCCGCGCACGCUGCCGAUGUUCAAGAUUGCGUUCGCCAUUGGUCUGAGCAACUUGGAACUCGCGUACACCGCUCUCGUCGCUCUGAAGACAUGGACGAUCGCAACAGGAGGAAAUGUUACGACGACGAUGGAGAAACGGGAGCGAACAAACGAAUUGGUGCGCGAACUCGUUCCGUACCUGGAACCGUAUCUGCGCAGCACGGAGAGUUCCGUCGACGUUUCGCAGAAUCUGACGACGCUAAUGGCGAGAAAGCGCGCGAAGCGCGUUGACGUGAUCGACACCGAGAGAACAUUGCGAAACUUUCAGCGACAAGUUCUGUUAUUUCUCGGAUCGCUCGAUCACGAUCUGUUGUCGGACUUCGCGUACGAUCGCGCUUCGCGCAGUACAGGCGCGUCCUGGGAUCACAAAGAUCUGAUUCGGUACGUCGUGCCGUUUCCAAACGAAAUACGACCAAAAAUUUACUUCGACGGAAUAUUGCCGAUUGUGAUGAGAUUGGCGCGCGAAUCCAGCGACCGACGCACCAAGAUUGCGGCCUGCGAGGUGUUGCACUCGUUGGUAGCUCUCGUCGCCGGCACCACCAAGCAAAACUCGAACGACGAAAAUUAUCUAGCUGUCUACGAUGAUCUGUGUCCGACCGUACUCGCACUCGGUUGCGACGGCGACGAGGUUGUGCGCAAUCUCUAUCGUCCGUUAGCGUUGCAGUUGAUGCACUGGCUUAGCUCCAUACCCAAACUAACGAAUUCCGUGAUCGAUCAUCUGCUCGAUUCGUUAACGGACAAUCUAAACCCCGCGAUGCGCGAGUUUGCGGGCAUGUGUCUGGCGGAAUUCACGGACUGGUCGAUCAGACAAGAGUCGGCCGCGCAAACUCAAUCAAAUCAACUGCGUAAGAUUAUUCAAAAGAUCAACAAUCUCGCUCUGCAUCCGUUAGCGAACAAACGCAUAGCCGCGGCCGUGGCCUUCAAUCAUCUUUACAGGAUCUUGCGCGAAGACGAUGACGUUGUAUCGAAUUAUUGGCUCGAGAUAUUUUGCUGUUUCGUUCGAAGCUUGGACGGAUGCGACGACUUGUCGAUCACAAACGCGCUGGCUCACAUCGAGAAAGUGAUCGAAAUCAAAGCGGAUCUUCUGAACGAUACGAACGAUGAUGAUCGCGAUCGGGAAAAACCGCCCGAGUUCGACAAACCAGACCUCACUCACGCUCUGUACUGGUUGCUCUCGCGGUGUGGAGUUCUCAACGAACGUUGUCGCGCGAAAUGCAUGGAAUUAUACGUCAACAUAUCGCGGUACAUCGGCAGUACAGCUCGGGAGACGACGCAGACCUACGUUCGCACUUACGGGAGGGAUCGACUGUGCGAUAUCAUUCUGAAAGAUUUGACAUCGUGUGCGAAAGAUAUCUCCUUGGCUGACAAUGUGAUGUCGUUGUUGAAAGCUCUGGAUUACUACGUGUGGUUGAUGGAGAAACAGUUGCUGCCAGUAGAAAUUCUUUUUCCCGCCAAUGAGGAUCACACUAUCUUUUCUUGCAUUGGUGAUUUCGCUCAACAAUUUCUUCAAACGAUCAGGGAACCUUCGACGGUUACACCGGUGACAAAAUUAUUUGGAGAAUUCAAACUGCGGGAGCUACAGUGCAAAGCUCUGAUGGCUACGUUCAAUUUUUUACAAGUGUUGCUAAACGUCGACGUCAACAUUCUACCAGAAUCAUUGUGGACUGAAUCGUUGUGCGAAUUAAUUGUCCAGUGCGUGAUGUGUCCCAGAACGAUCGGUUUCGAUGUCAAGAACAUCGAGAUGACGGACAGAUUGCCGUGUGUUCUAGAAGCUCUGUUGAAUUCCAUGAAAGCAAGACUCGUCAAUUUGCCGAACAACAUCGCGCGUUGUUUGCGUUCCUCUCAGGAAUCGCUUGCAGCGAAAUUUCGCGACCUGCACGAGAUCGCGCAAAACUCUUCUGAGAUCGAAAUGACUCAGAAGGUCAACGGUUUGAUGUUGCUAAAGCGAUGUGAUAUGCUCGCGUAUUUGGAAAUGAGCGAGUUUUGUGAAAAUGAAGACAACGACGACGUAGUCGUGCAAAUUUUCCAAUUUCUAGUGAGCAAUCGUCUCGGAGAAUUUACUUGCAGAGAUCUGACCGCGUCGAUGGACGAGUAUCUGCAAAUUCUGAUGGAAUUUAGACUUUCGUUAAUAGCGAGACCCGCUGACGUUCGGUCGAUGAUCAACACGCUGGUUAAACAAAUAUCGAACGACGUUCCGAUAAUCAGCAGUUCUGAUUCCGCGAAGAUCGCGCACGGCGAUUACUUUUUGAACAAAUUUAAAAGCGUGAUCUUCAAUUACAUAUUAACCCAUCGGGACGCGAUUGCGUCUGUCUUUGAGGAAGUGUCGCGCAACAAUCCGGACUUAUCGCUCAAAUGGAUCGAGGAUUUGGUGUUGUUUCUGAAACGACACAGACGUGAACUGCAGACGCACGUAGACGAGACGGUGAAUAUAAUUCUGCGACAGUUCACGUGUCUGAAGAAAGUUGUCGACAACGUCGAUAGUCGCAGAGAGAGAUUGUUGAACAUCUACGGAACCACGGUGCGUCUCGUGUCUAAACCUACGGAAAUUACGGAAGCAUCUCGCGAGCUCUACGAAUGGAUCCUGGACCAAUUGACUCGCAACGACAGUUUUGAAUACAAGAUGCUGAUUCUGCGGAACUUCCUCGUUUGUUUGACGGACGCGACCGAUCGCGAUAACGACAAGAUCGAACUGUGGGGUAUUCUGCAGCAGACGUUGAGUCGAAGUCGAAAUCUAAUAUCCGAACCAAGCGCAACAAAUGUCAUGACGAUGAUCAACAGCUUCGAAACGCUGUUGGUGCUGCUGUUGGCGACCAAGUCGGUGACAACGCUCAGAUGCGUAAUACAUUUUGCCGCCGGUGCCGGCGAUCGUCUGUUCGACGAGAAGCUGAAGGAGUAUCUACACAGAUACUAUCGCGAGUCGUCGAGCGAGCAUGUCCUGCGAUCGCUCGAAGAGACUUAUCGCGCGUUUAUGAAUGGAAAUACCGAGGCGGAGAGACUCGACGUUCUGCGCGGAUUUCUUCUGCCGUCGUUUGAAUUCUGCGACACGGUCACAAUCGAGAGCUUCUUCGAGCGCAACGUCCGCGAGCUGCACGAGAUCGCUGAACAACGCACGGACAAUGACAACGAUAACAGCGUCAAACGAGUGAUCGUAUCGAAGAUCGGAUACUUUCAGCUGAUGACAAUCAUGUUUUCUCGGAUAGACAAGAACAAGAUAGACGACAUGAACAGCUCGAUCGUGACUGGCAAUAAAACAUUUUCUUGCGAAGUGUUUCGCAACACCUGGAAUACACGAGGUUUGAGGAUAACGCGACCCGACUGCGACGAGCUCGCGCGUCAGCUGCAUUGCGCCGCGUACAACUGUUCGUUGGCGAUAAUAUGUCUGAAAGAGGAAGAGCGUUUCUACAAAGCAGCGUUCUGUAGUCAAGGUUCUGAUUUUAUCUGGGAAAAUCUUGUGGACUGUAAAAAGUUUUACCAACUCGGCCAGACCUUCGAGAAGAAGCCGAAGGAUCGCAAGAUUACUGUCCACAUCAAAUCCGCUAUGAGAGUGGAAACGUGCGAGUACACGUAUAUUCACAGCUAUGAUCUGUCGACGUGCACACUGAGCGAAGACAUAAACGCCUACGAUUUCAACAGAUGCGACCUGCUGCCGUCCAAUUCGCAACGUUCUGUGACGUCAAGCAACAGUUUCGAUUCGUCCCAGUCGCAUGGCGCAACGAGCAUUAUCUUGGAAAGCGACAAUUUUAACGAGCACGAGUGCAUGCCGUAUAUCUACGUUUUGUUGCAACGUGUCAAAAAUCUCUUCGGAUCGAACAACGAGGAGCCCGAGUGGUUGAAGUUCUUUUUCAACGGUUGUCUAGCACCCAGUCAUCCGAACAUCCAAUUAUUCUUGCUGAAGAUUGUUUGGAACGCGGCUGAUGUGUUCAAACCUCAUGCUAGGUUCGCGCUGACGUCUGUUGUCAAAAUCACCGCUAAUUAUUUGGAGCAGCAGAAUUUGAACUACAUUGUUACAGAUAUUCUAGAGAUGCUAAUGGACUGGCGCGACACGGUCACACCGGACGAGAACGACAAACCGGAAAUUCAAAAGCUCUUCGAGGUAGUUGUCGAAAAAGUUGUUAACAAAGAAUCGUCCAGAAAGUCUGACGACAUAUACAUCUGCAAGUAUAAUAUCAACCUUGUGAGGAAUAUGGUCGAGAAGUGGCGUGGUUGUUUGCAAAUGCCGAACGGCGUCCUGAUGAAUAAGAUUAUGAGAGCACCGAAUGUCGCGGUAAAUCUCAUACUGAGUUUUCUCCAAAACGACAUGACGGAAGUGAUCGUCGCGACGGAUGACGUCGUCGAAUUUUUGUUGGACCAACUGGACAAGUGGGAAACGUCCAAACGUUCCGAAAUGACGUGUCUGCUGAGUUGCGAGUGCCUGGGAUUGUGUCUGAAGUUCAUCAUGCGCAACGAAACCGGAACGGAGAACAAGGGACGUGAGUUGCAACAGAGAAUCGUUGACAUCCUUGGCGCAUCCAAAAAACCGCUUCAUUACAUGAUCAAGCAAAUAAAACGCAUUGCUCACCUCUGUCGCGCUUGUCCCGACUUAGCUGUGAAUUACGUUUGCAUCGCGAUCAGCGCCAUGGCCAAGGAUGUGAAUAAAUCUCACUGUCUGGAAAUAUUCUUUCUAGCGAUGCCAAAGAUCGACGCGAUAGACUUAGUAGACUAUCUGCACAACAUAAGACUGGAAAGAAUUCUUGAAAAUCCUAUAUGCGAAAAAAUGGCGCUGCACAUUGUUCACCGCAUGGUGACGAUUGUCUCGCCCACGGUUCUGUUCUCUUAUAUAAAACUGGUGAUUCGAUAUAUCAGAGACAAUAUCGCGGAACAUCGAAAAUUGGUCUACGACGUGCUCGUGAGCGUUCACAAGAAAUAUUCGGUUGACAUAGCGGCUAAUGACGACGCGACUGUGCAAGAUCUGAUGUUUGUCAGCACGCAGAAUCUGCUGGCUGGUCUGAUAGAUUCGUGUCCCGAUCUGCAGGAGAAGAUAUUGAAAUUCUGGACGGAGGAAACGGAGCUUUCCAGAUGCAGUCCAAAGGAACGCUUGAUCACGCUGCUGGAUAUGUACUCGUCACAAGUGACAACGAUGCCGGACAACGUGUUCGCGUCGUUUGUGGGGUUGUUGAUGUUGCAGCUGACCACCCAAACGAGAGAUUACACCAAGAAGAUGUUCGAACAGCCGUUGCACUCUAACUCUCCUUUCGAAAAUUACAAAGUACCUAAUUUCCGGUGCAGGCAGAACCUGAGCAGCGUGGCGCCGAUAUUCGUUGACUCGCUCGCCUCCCAGAUCAAUCAGUUAUCUCUCAGCAGUUAUCUCUCCCAGAGCUGCAAUAGCGCAGCUACGUCCGUCUAUUCGCGCGCCUCUUUUGGCUACCCGUUGAGACUUCGCGCGACGCAGGAUUCGCGGUUUGAGCAAACUCUAAUGGACGAGGACAAACCCGCGACCGCGACAUUCGAUAUCGCGUCGCUCGAUACCGAAUUCAAUCGAAUAAGACAACCGCGACCGACAACGUUGCAGGGAAAAGCUUCAGCCAGAUUUCUAACGAACUCGUUGGAUGUAGCGCAUUAUCGUCGCAAACAAAUACAGAAGAACGAGCAACGAGCGGAGAUGAUAAAGCAAGAAAACGUCAGACAACAAAGCAGCGUGAGAUUGUACAGAGAUUAUCGAAUAGGAGAUUUUCCCGACAUCCAGAUACCUCAUUCGAGUUUAAUCGUGCCGCUUCAACAGUUGAUAAAGUUGGACCGAUUGAUUUGCAAAGAUGUGACCGUGUCCCUGUUGUGCGCGUUGAUCGAGGACGUAGAAGAGACGGAGGGAUCCGACGAUUUUUCUCAAACCAUUGUAGAAAAGCUGAAAAAAAUCCUGCAAAAAUCGAGCGAAAGAAGCAGCUCGUUCAGUGCCAUUAUCUUGGAAACGUUGUUAAAGCUGAGAGUUGUCGACUGCAAUCCGCGAGACGUAAUGAAGAUCUCCAAAAUAAACGGGUUGGACACUCUCGGCACUCUUCUCCUGGAACAAAGUUUAUUACUGUCGAACGACGAUUCGGUGUCACCGAUAAAACGAAUGCGAAGACAAGAUGACGACGUACGCAACGAAGAGACCAACAAGUGGGCGCAAUUGGCGUUCCUUUACAAAUCGCUGAACGACGUCGACGUCGUUUCGAGUAUCUUCAGAGAACGGCAAUCGUUCGGCCAACAUAUACAGGAAGCGGCUCUUGCGGCAGCGAGCGGCAAUUGGAUUCAAGCGAAACACGCAUUUGAAAUGGGUUGCGAACAAACAGAGAUUUUUUCGAUGAAGGAACAUUGUGUGCAAGGAUUGUUCGAAGCCGUGAACAACUUGUGCGACUGGUCGGCAAUUGACAGACUCGUGAAAAGCCGGACAAACAGAGAUUUGAACAAUAUCUGGAACGACUCGUGGAAAGAUUGGAUGAUUCCGUACGUCUCCGACGCGUACACGUACAUGUACGGGAUGGGAGAAGUCUGGUCGUCGAGGGACAGUGAUAUGAAAGUUAUCGAAUCGUGGAUGAACGAUCGAGACAAAAUGGCGUAUCUCAAGUCAACGAUAGGCGAGAAUCUGUUGAUGAGCCUGUUGAGGUCGUACAAAGAACAGAAAGUGAUCGAUCUGUUGAACGAUCUUCUGGACAAAACGGCGGAGCAAUGGGUCGGAUUGAAUCCUCUCUGCGCCGAACUGGGAAUACGCAAUUUACAGAAGUUGCAAGCUAUAAGCGAUCUCGACGCUUCGCUAAAGGUACUUCGAUGUACAGACGAGACCGAUCGCGUGGACAGAUUGGCUGAUCUAUUGAAUUUCUGGUCGACAAAAUCACCCACGAUUCGAGACAAUCUCAUACAGUGGAACAAAUUAGUUGCCUUUCGAUUGUUCUCUUCGUUGUUGAUCGAAGAACUUAUGGAUGACGAUGACGACUGUCACGUAAUCGAUGACGAUAACGAUGAUGACGACUGUCGUAUAAUCGAUGACGAUAAUGAUGAUAAUGGUCGCGCAAGAAAACACGAAGUCGUGGAGCAAAUGCGUCGGGCCGGUAUUCAGCUUCGAUUGGACGUUGGCGAUGCCGCGUUAAAUCAGAACCAUCGAUACAUAGCCGAGAAAUAUUUGAAUUGCAUGAUAAAAAUAAAAGGCGUUCGUUAUCUGAACAUGGAAGUUCCUUUGACGUGGUUCGAGGCCCGAGCCAAGAGUCUGCGCGCCGAUCUCGAAUCAGACGCUGAAAUCAAGAUGAGCGCUUAUACCGAUUCCUGGAAAUGCUCGCACGAACUGUUGUCGAACGGACAGCAUAUGGACGGUGAGCUGUGUACCGCCUUCAAGCAACACAUCGGUGUGAUGGCGUCAAAAAUCGAAUCUUACAGCAGAGAAAACGACAGGUUCGCGAGCGAGUUGACGAAGAACACCGUGAUCCUGCGGAAGAUAAGAAACGCAGAAGCAACGAACGUCGAUUUGGACACCGUCAGACGAGAUUUGUUGCGUUACAGCUCGGACAUGUUGCGUAUGUGCUGCGAGGACGCUGAAACGACCGGUGCCAGCAAUGUUGGCGAGCACUAUUGCGCUCUGGCCAAACAUUGCUACAACAGAUUGACGACUACCGAUGUGGAGAGCGACGAGAUCUUCCGCUGCUUCAUGUCGUCCACUCUCAAGUCCAUGCGUUACGGUUAUCUCGAGGCUACGCAUUACUUUCCUUGUUUGUUAAAACCGGAGCAUUUGCGGUACGAACAAACGCGACAGAUAUUCGAUCGAGAGUGCGCUGUGCUACAGCCGUGGUUGUUUCUGCGCUGGCGCGACCUGUUGUUCUCUCACCUGAAUACGUCAAUCGCGGACGCGGUUGCACCGAUUGUCGAGAGACUUGCCGAAACUUAUCCCGACGCGGUUAUAUACAAUUACUUGGCCAUCGAGCGAACUCCCGAUAUACGUCAGCAGAAAUUACGCUCGCUUUUGGGCAGCAAAGCAACGGAGUACGAACAGUUCUUGGAAGCAAUACGGUGUGUGACGCAACCGGAAUUGUAUCUAAAAUAUCAUCUCGAUGAGGCGGUGAAAGAACAUUUACGGGGAGAAGUUGCGGCCUUCAACUCACUGUUGCUUCACAGAAUUCAUCCGAUCUUCGGUAGCCAAGUAGCGAAUAGAAACAAUCCUCGACUGGGUAAAGUUUAUCAACAAUUUGCGGACUGCGUAAGGAAAAUAGAAAACAUUAAUCGCGACAAUCCAGAUGACUUGCGAAGACAAGUGCAAGAAAUCAAACAAUCGUUGGAUAAGUCUCUGAACAAACGUCUCGAAAAAAUCAGUAAAAGAGGCGCAAAAAUUUACAACAGCCAGUUAAAGAAUUACAGCCCGUUCUUGCACAAUUAUACCGGCGGCAAUAUACUGGAGAUACCCGGACAAUAUUCCGGCAACAAGGAACCCAUGCCGUGUUGCCAUGUGAAAAUUGCCCGUUUCGGACCCGACGUAGCGAUCAUGCCGUCGCUGCGCAAACCAAUUCGCAUUAGUAUGAUAGGCGACAACGGAAGGGAGUACAAGUUCCUGAUUAAAUUCGGCGAGGACCUAACGAUCGAUCGCGGUUUGCAGCAACUGUACGCCACCAUGAGCAGAACUCUGCGCAACGAUGCCAGUUGUAGCCAAAGACACUUGGACAUAGAUACGUACGAGGUAAUACCACUUUCAAGAUCACUCGGUCUCAUACAAUGGAUCGAGGGCACGAGAUCUCUGGAGGAGUUUGUGGAAUUCAGCAUGAAGAGUAAAGAUACAGAAAAUCACAAUGCUAUUCGCAGGAACUACAAGUCCUGGAUAGCGGAUGCCGCACCUCCAAUGUCGCUUGAGAUUGACGGUUACAAGGAGGCGAUAUCCAAGUACGGUCAACAAACAGUUGCGGAGAAAAUGAAACACUUCAUUGGAAUUACGAAACAAACCGCUCUGCGUGACACGUUCGCCGCGAUCGGCACGUCGCCAGAGUGUUUCGUUACGUUGCGACGCAACUUCGUUACGAGCUACGCGACAAUGUGCGCGGCGCAUUGGAUAGCGGGCAUAGGCGAUCGCAAUCUGCAGAACACUCUGGUUCGCGUCGCUACCGGACGAUGCCUGGGCAUUGACUUCGGCCACUCGUUCGGCAGCGGUAUACGCGCGCCGAUACCGGAACUCGUGCCGUUUCGUCUGACGCCGCAGAUACUCGAGUUGCUGCGGCCCUUCACCGAGCGUGACCUUAUGGCGACGAUCAUGACCCACGCGAUGCGAGCUUUGCGCAACGAUCGAGGUCCGAUUCUCGCCUGCAUGGACAUCUUCAUUCACAAACCCGCUGGUCGAUCAUUAAACGACGAAAUGACACGAGAAAAUAUCGAUACCGACUCGACGUGGUCGUCCAAGAAAAAUAUUGAAGUAGUUGUCAAAAAAUUGAACGGAAUUCACCCAUCGCUCAUCACGUUGGAGCAGUUAAAAGAAACGCACAACAACAGAUACUUAGCGAGAUAUGAAGCUAUCGUUACUGGCAAUGACGAAUUCAGGCAAACAAGGGCAGAUAAAAGAAACGAUUGUUUAACGCCUGCUGAACAGGUGGAUUGUUUAUUGGAUCAAGCGAAAGAUCUAAAUAUUUUAGGUCGUAUGUACACAAAUUGGCAACCUUGGCUGUGAUAUAUUUAAUUAUAUCAAAGUAUAAAUAUAUACUUUAAUUCAUAAAAGAUACCGAAAAUAUACCUAUAUAUAUAUAGGUAUAUCUCGUUAACACUUAGAAAACACAGAUUCGAAAAAUUCAAGCGCAGAAAUUUAUAUAUAUACAUAUAUAUUUACAAUUUUUUAUACUUAUUGAAAUGUAAUGAAAAAUCUUAUUGCCUAAUUUAUUAUCAUUGUGCAUUAUAUUCUUUACGAUUAUAUUAUUUUACUUGAAUUCUGUUUUUAGCAAUUUCUAUAUUAUAUGUAUUGAUUGUAUUGAGACAUCGUUGGACUUUAUUAUACAUGAUCAUGCAAACGUAUAUAUACAUAUACAAAGUAAUAUUAAAUGAGACAUAUGUAUUUGUGUGAGAGGUUUAAAUUCUAUUUUUAUUUCUGAACAAAUAAUUAUGUAUAUUUUAUUAUAAUGAAAAUAUAUGUUAGACUUAUUCACAUACACACAUGCAAAAAUAAGUUUAAAUAAGAUAUUCUAGUAAUACUUAUUUGUAACAGUCGUGUUUUUUUUUUUACUAUCAACUAUAUAUCAAAAAUAAGUUAUUGUAAAUUAGGUGUUUUUGUGUGAUAUGUGGUCAUAACAUAAACAUUUUUCAAUGUAAUACAAAAAGUGUUUGUUUCUAAUAUAUCAAAAUUACGCUAUGUAAUGUGUUAAGUACUUGAAUAUUUUUUAAUUGCAAAAAAACUUCUUACUUAUCGAAAAAAUUA